This is a messenger RNA of Alosa alosa (allis shad), 1763 nucleotides long. Its product is annotated as leukocyte elastase inhibitor-like. Lineage: Eukaryota; Metazoa; Chordata; Actinopteri; Clupeiformes; Clupeidae. The record is from RefSeq and is a predicted model, not a curated record. Gene Ontology annotation, biological process: negative regulation of endopeptidase activity. Gene Ontology annotation, molecular function: serine-type endopeptidase inhibitor activity.
AUAUUUUGUCGUUUCGUUGGAAGAUGCGUUGCAACAGCAGCAGGGCGUGUCAAGUGUAGGCUAGUAUAAACUCCAGGCUGAGGAUAAUGACAGUCCACUCUAGAUGAUAUUUAUCGACUCAUUUUUUAAAUAUUUCAACAGAGCAUAAGCGUAGGGGUUGUAUGGGUUCCUGUACACAGGGGAGUGGAGGGGAGGGGAACGAGAAGGCAGACACACAGCGAAGGAAGCUAUUACAUCAGAGCUGGUUGAACUGGAAAUCACUUUAAGCAGAAGAAGAAGAACAAGAAGACGACAGUCCAGUCAAGGGAGAAGGCACUGCGAACUCGUUGACUCUAAGUCACACCAUGGAAUCAUUGGCAUCUGCAAAUGUGCAUUUCUCCCUUGAACUUUUCAAGAAGAUCUCAGAGAUCAACAAGACGGGCAAUGUGUUCUACUCUCCUCUGAGCAUCUCUUCAGCCCUGGCCAUGGUCUGCCUUGGAGCCAGGGGCAACACUGAGGCCCAAAUGCACAAGUCCCUGAACCUUCACAAAGUUGAGGAUGACGUCCAUGUUGGCUUCAGUAAGCUCUUUGCUGAACUAAACAAAGAGGGCGCCCCCUACGCCCUGAGUCUGGCCAAUCGCCUCUACGGAGAGCAGUCUCUCCAGUUUGUUGAGAAAUACCUUGCUGACACAAAGACACACUACUGUGCUGAGCUGGAGACUGUUGACUUCCGUACAAAUGCAGAGGCAGCUCGAGUGAACAUCAACAAAUGGGUGGAGGAAAAGACUCAGAACAAAAUCGUGGACCUCUUGGCCCAAGGAGUUUUGGAUGUGGAUACCAGACUGGUGCUAGUAAAUGCAAUCUACUUCAAAGGCAACUGGGACAAGAAGUUCAAAAGCAUUCAAACAAAAAAAGUUCAGUUUAAGCUCAAAAAGAAUGAAAGCAAGUCUGUUAAAAUGAUGCAUCAGAAGGGCAAGUUCCCCUUCACCUACAUUCCUGACGCAGAGUGCCAGAUUCUGGAGCUGCCCUACGUGGGCAAAGAUCUGAGCAUGCUCAUUAUGCUGCCUAAUGAGAUGGAGGACAACACCACUGGACUAGAGAAGCUGGAGCAGAUGCUCACAUAUGAGAACUUUGUGGAGUGGACCAAGCCAGACAUGAGGCAGGUGGGUCUCCCCACGUUCAAGCUGGAGGAGGAAUACGACCUCAAGGAGAUCCUGGUGAGCAUGGGAAUGACGGACGCCUUCAACGAGAGCAAGUGUGACUUCUCCGGCAUGUCUCCCUGCGACGACCUUGUUCUGUCCAAUGUCGUGCACAAGUCCUUUGUGGAGGUGAAUGAGAAGGGCACUAAGGCAGCGGCUACCACGGCUGUCGUCGCGUCUAAUUCCUUCUCUAAUUCCAAGCCGCCCCCCAAGAGGUUCAUGGCGGACCACCCCUUCCUCUUUUUCAUCCGACACAACCCCACCCAGAGCGUCCUCUUCUACGGCCGCUACAGCUCCCCUUAAGCUGAGAAUGUAAGGAGUCCUAAUGUUUCUAUACUGUUCAAACUCCUGAUCAUGUGAACUGUUGAUUAAUUACCCUACCACAUGAUGGUAUGACCUCAUGGUGGGCCCAUUGUCACAUAUUGCUGCUACAACAACUUUUGAUUAUAUCUCUAUCCUUUGCCUUUUUCACAGGAGAAACUAACUAGGAAGCAGGAAAUGUAAUUAAUGUGUACAUUGUCAUGUCUUGAUCAAUGCACUCUCACUACAACAAUGGUCUCAAGUCUCAUCAAAGUACUUCUCAUG